UUUUUUUUGUCAAAGUGAGUGUGUUCAACUAUACAUUAUAUUAUAGACAUGUACUGUAGAUUGACAUUUGGUAUCAGCAAAUAGCAGUUGUACUCUCUAAUUCUAAACACUCAUCGGGAGCUAGCUAGUUUUUCAUUUUCAAUAAUAGUUUGUCUUAGGUUAUUAAUUAAAAACAUGUGUGUUAUUUAUAAGAUAAUUUGUGUUCAACUCUCAAAGAAAAAAGAAAGGGAAAAAAACUAGUUAAUUAGGUCUUUCCUGAGAAUGAAGCAAGAAUCACAUGCAGGCAUGAAAUCAAAUGGUUGAUUCAAAAAGUCAAAACACAUUUAAGGAACCACACGUGAGCGAGAGAGAGCUAGCGGUCACAGAGUUGGCAUUUAUGCUUUUCUUCCCUCUCCCUCUCACUAUUCUCUCUCCAUUGAUGCUUUUAUCUCAGACUGAGAGUGCUCUAUUGGAUUCUGGAGAACUAUAAUUCUGGAAUCCUCGUACAUCAACCAAAGAAAUAUUUCUCAGCACCAACAAACAAAAGUUCCUCAGCUUUCUGCUCCCCUUCUUAUAAUCAGACAACUCCACCACCCUGAGAGAGCAUGCCUGAAUGUCCAGAGAAAGGGAGAGAGUUGAUGAGAUAGGCAAGAAGUUUAAGAGAGAAACUGAUGCUUCUUCCCAUUAUCAAAUGGGAAGAAGACACAUGUUGGGCCCUCCAGGAACCCUAAACACCAUCACUCCUUGUGCUGCCUGUAAACUCCUCAGACGAAGGUGUGCACAGGAAUGCCCCUUCUCUCCUUACUUCUCUCCCCACGAACCCCAGAAGUUUGCUUCGGUCCAUAAGGUCUUUGGUGCCAGCAACGUCUCGAAGAUGCUCAUGGAGGUGCCGGAGACUCAAAGAGCAGAUGCAGCAAAUAGUCUUGUUUAUGAAGCAAAUGUGAGGCUACGAGAUCCGGUGUAUGGAUGCAUGGGUGCAAUUUCGGCUUUGCAACAACAAGUUCAAUCUUUACAAGCUGAGCUCAACGCAGUAAGGGAUGAGAUACUUAAAUACAAAUACAGGGAAGCCAAUCUCCUUCCAUCUAAUUCUCAUCAUAUGGCUUUGUUCUCUACUUCCGGGGCUGUUUCUGCUGCUUCCUUGCCCCAGACCCCACAGCCAACCCCACCGCCGCCACCGCCACCUCCUAUGCCUCCUGCUUCAUCUUCUUCUUCUAUGUACACUAAUCAACAAACCAGUGCCGCGGAUUAUAGCUCCCUUUCAAGUGAAAAUGUUUCCUUCUUUGGUUAAACUUUAAUUUUUAGGCUGAAAUUAAGACAUCGAUCCCAUUUAAUUUUCUUAUUAUGAUGAUUCUUCAAGUGGAAUAAAAUGAUGAUAAAGAGAGACGUUUUAUAGUGGA
Messenger RNA from Pyrus x bretschneideri (Chinese white pear), 1376 nucleotides. Its product is annotated as LOB domain-containing protein 15-like. The record is from RefSeq and is a predicted model, not a curated record. Bases 593 to 1267 code for a protein of 224 amino acids. The transcript has 4 exons. NCBI's taxonomy places the organism in Eukaryota, Viridiplantae, Streptophyta, Magnoliopsida, Rosales, Rosaceae.